CGCUCCUUUCUUGUUUUCCCACGCAGAGAAUUUGGCAGAGAGGAGAGAAAGCUGUGUGGAUCUGUGGAAAGAAGAGGAUGAAGAAGAUGGAGGAGACGAUAUCGAUGCUCAGCAAGAGCCUCGGAUCCUUCUGCAACCACUUGCAGACCAGUGUCGACGCCCUCAAGCAGUCGAUCGACCGCCGCCCCAUCCCUCUCGAUUCAGCUUCGUCGACCUUCAUACAGUCCCUGAACCGUCGGGUGUCGAGCUGCAGCAACGACCUGAACAUGCUGGAUUCGAUGUCGUUCGGGACAGUGUCGUUUGAAGAGCUGCUGGGUCACUGCAACGAGGUCUUCAAAAUGAACCAAAACGCCCUCAUUGAGCUUGAAGAUCGUCUCAGGAGCUUCGGAUACGAUCCCGUGGUUGAUAUUGAAGAAAAGGAUGAGGUUUCCGAUGCGUCAACUCCUCUUGAGAUGGACAAGCUGUCUUCUUAUGCCCCGAGAGUCUUUGCUGCAAGCUCUACAAUGAACAGCCUUGAAGAGGACCUUCUACUUGAUGAAUCACUGAGUUUGAAGAAUCUUGGCAUUUCAGAUGUAUCUCUGGCUACAUUAGCUUCUGAAGCAAACAGUAAAACUAAUGAAUCAGAUUUAUGCUCGAGGCAACCAAUGAAAUCCUUUGAGAGCAAAACUGAUUCUGUGGAGCGGUCAUCUCAAUCUGCAACAGCAACUGAAGAAGAUCUUGUGAAACCUGUAGAAGCUCCUACAUCUAUGGUGAAGGUGUCAAAAGAAGAUUACGAAAGCCUGCCUUCCUAUUUGAAAGCCCUAGCAUCACGGGAGGAUUUGCUUGAUGCUGUUGAUAAGAUCAAUACAAGCCUAUGCAAGAAAGGGAGCGCAACAGGAGCAAGCCAUUUCUUUCAAGAUGAAAUAUCAUCUAUGUCAUUAGGUCCAAAGGCGAGAUCUUAUCUGCUACUGCUAGUACGUAUGAAAAAGCUGGUUGUUGAGACUGUCGAUGGUCUGAUAGCAUACGGGCUAUUAUAAGCUUCAACAUCCCCAUGGCAGAUCGUAUAAUGCUCGACCUUCUCACGAGUGACGCUCAGCUUUUGUACCCUCAUCUAAAUUAUAAAUUGUAUCUUGCCGAGCACUUAUAAUAAUUGAUGAUGGAUUGAUUAAUUGUUUCAUGACUUAAUCGUGGUUAA
Molecule: messenger RNA, 1174 nt
Organism: Punica granatum (pomegranate)
Lineage: Eukaryota; Viridiplantae; Streptophyta; Magnoliopsida; Myrtales; Lythraceae
Source: RefSeq, a predicted model, not a curated record